This is a messenger RNA of Pseudozyma hubeiensis SY62, 1941 nucleotides long. RefSeq lists its product as hypothetical. The transcript has a single exon. The record is from RefSeq and is a predicted model, not a curated record. Gene Ontology annotation, biological process: intracellular protein transport; endocytosis. Gene Ontology annotation, cellular component: clathrin adaptor complex; cytoplasmic vesicle. The coding region runs from base 1 to 1941 and encodes 646 amino acids. Lineage: Eukaryota; Fungi; Basidiomycota; Ustilaginomycetes; Ustilaginales; Ustilaginaceae.
AUGUCUGGGCAGCUGGAAGGCAUCAUCGUGCUGAGUGCGGAUGGUCGGCCCGUGGUGCAUUCACACUUUGCCAACCGCAUCCCUUCGUAUCCUCUCCUCCAUUCGGACUAUUUUGCGACCCUGUUGGCAGGCAUCAAUUCGGCCAAUGCGCACAUCUCGUCCUCUUCAGCAUCCAGCUCAAAUCUAGGAGAUGAUUCGUCGUCAGCAGGACCUUCGUCGAAUCGCAUCUACUUCACGAAAGAUAUCAAGCCCGUCAUCUGGGUGCCUGGCGUACCGGAUGUCAACCCCUUGGAUCUGCAGAACCAAUCGGAGAACGACGACGACAGCGAUACAGACGAAGAGGGGGCAGCGGAUGUGACAACAAAUCUAGCGGAGCUCUCGCUGGCCAGUCAGCUGAGUGCGCGCGUCUCCGCCAGCCGUGCCGCAUCCUCGAAUGCCGCUGUUGAAGACAUAAACGUUUGGGAUGAAGCCGGAUCUACACAAACGUCCAACACAAUCAAACCAGCAGCAUCAUCAGAAGCAGCAGGAGAAGACACCUCUGCACACACACUCACCAUACCACUGACAACAGCGACAGCAGAGGAGAGAGGCGCAAAGGUGGUCCAACACGCCGCCGAAGCACUCGCCGAACAAGGUGCAGCCCUCAUCCACGUCGCUUCCGGACCGCUCCGAUACCUCUGCCCCGUCUCCCGCGAGAUCGACCCCCUCGUACCCCUCACGUUCCUACGGUCCUUCAUCUCGAUCCUGCAAGAAUACCUCACUCAGUCCACCGACCCCACCCUGCUCACCGAAGACACGCUCCGUGACAACUUCGACAUCGUCUACCAGCUCUUCGAAGAGAUCGUCGAUACCGACGGCAACAUCCUCACCACCGAAGUCAACAUGCUCAAGAGUCUCGUUCUUCCGCCGAAUUGGGUCGGAAAGCUGGUAAAAGCGGUAGGCGUGUCCGGUCUGGCAUCUGCUGCACCGCCGCCGUUGAUAUCGACGAUCCCGUGGAGAAGACCGAAUUCCAAGUACACGAACAAUGAGUUGUACGUUGAUCUGGUCGAGAGCUUGGAAGGUGUGGUCUCGAGGACGGGUAAGCCGAUCGCGUUGGACGUGUGGGCAGCGGUGCAGUGCAAUGCGAGGUUGUCGGGGACGCCGGAUCUGUCGUUGACGUUCAAUGCACCGAACCUGGUGCAGGACGAGAGCUUCCAUCCGUGUGUUAGGUGGAGAGUGUGGAGGAAGGAGAGGAGGUUGUCGUUCGUUCCCCCGGAUGGCAACUUUGAGUUGGUAUCGUUUCGAGUUGGACAGCCGUACCUUGCGGUCGCUGAUGCAGACAAGUCGGGCAGCAAAGGCCCGACAAAUGGAUGGGCGAAGGCGAUCCCCGUGCAGCUUUCGCAUUGUAUCGAGCUGCAAAAGGGUUCGGGAACAGCACUCAUCCAGGUUCAAGCAUCACCCUCCACCAGCACAUCGACCUCUUCCUCACUGUCAUCCCAGCCCGCUUCACGCCCAUCCAAAGGCCCCGAUCCAGCGGGAACGCUUGAAGAAGUCACCAUCACAUUCGGUCUCGGACCUGGCGUCGUCUCCUUCGAAGCCGCCGUCGGAGGUGGACCCCUCCCCGCAACCACCCUCAACUCCUCCAUCACUCCCUCAACGGGCGACGUCUACGGCAACUACAUCUACGACCCUUCCACCAAAAUCGUCCGCUGGACCAUACCCAAACUGCUUCCCUCGGCAUCCCAAAGACCCUGCCUGCUCAAACUCACCUGGACCACCGGAGAUCCGCGCACCGCACCCACCCAUUCGAGCGCCAUCACGCUCAGCUGGACAAACCCUUCCCAACCCCUCUCCCACCUCAAGGUGGACUCGGUCAACCUGACUAACACCAACACGCACCCGUAUCGACCCUUCAAAGGCGUCAGAUCCUUCUCCAAAGGAAAACUCGUCUAUCGAGUCUAG